AUGGACGAGUUUGACAUUGAUGAUCUCCCUGUACUCUACCACCCGCUUUUGGGAAGAGUGAAGGAAGGACACGGUUCCACUGUUGUUGGUGUUCUACUUCUUCAUGGCAACCUUAUCGUAAAAAAAAGAUUGUUAUGCGCGUCGCAUAUGUUGGCACCAAUUACCGAGAAAGAACUAGAAACUGCCGUAUUCAAGGCUGGUGGCAUUUGCGAAAGUAAUUUUGGGGAUCUUCAGAAGAUUAGAUGGUCUAGAAGCAGCCGGACUGACAAAGGAGUUCACUCUCUUGCAACAAUCGUAUCCUUUAAAAUGGAAAUCCCGGAAAAUGCAUGGAAUGGAGACCCUUAUGGAUUUGCCCUUGCAAAUUAUGUUAACUCUUAUCUUCCCUGUGAUAUUAAUGUUUUAAGCAUUUUGCCCUCACAAAGGAGCUUUGAUUCCAGGAAGGAAUGUGUUUUGCGGAAGUACUCCUACCUGCUUCCUGCUGAAAUUAUUGGUAUUCAAAACCAUUCCAGCAAUGAUGACAUUGAUGACCACAUAUCAGAGUUCCAUGAUAUUCUUAAUGUAUUUAAGGGGCAACAUCCUUUCCAUAACUAUACGGCUAGGUCCAAGUACAGGAAAAAGUUUCCUAAUAGGCAAUCGUCAACAAAAAGUGGUGCAUCAGCGAGCGAGAGGUUGCCAUCAUAUGAGUCUGAAUAUGAAUCCAGUGAUGGGGAAGAAAAACUUGAAAUUGACGAGGCGUUUACAGAAAACAUAGAUUGGCAAAAGUGUUCACAAACUUAUCAUUUUAGUGAACCUGUUGUUGGCUCUAGCUAUGAGAACGGAAAUAGCUUGCAUGGCCAAGACUCUAGAUUGGUUGCUCGUGCUAGAUGGUUAUAUGAACCUCAUGAAGCAGAUAGAUUAAGUGCUUCCCAUUUCAGAAAAGUUUUUCAGUGUUCCUGUGGAAAGCUGGAAACAUCACAGGGAUAUAAUUACAUAGAGAUAUCCAUACAGGGAGAGUCCUUCAUGUUGCACCAGAUAAGAAAAAUGGUUGGGACAGCAGUGGCAGUAAAACGCAAGGUACUGCCAAAAGAUAUUAUAAAGCUAUCACUGGCAAGGUUCUCCCGAAUUAUACUACCCCUUGCACCUUCAGAAGUUCUAAUAUUAAGGGGAAACAGAUUCUCAAUAAGAACACAACCAGGAAAUGUGACAAGGCCUGAAAUGCAGACUAUAGUUGAAUCAGAAGAAAUUAACAAGGCAGUGGACAACUUUUACACAUCGGUUAUGCUACCUCAAGUUUCAAAAUUUUUGGACCCAUCGAAAUCUCUUUGGGAAGAAUGGAUUGAGAAACUGGAUGCUCACACGAGCAUACCAAAUGAUCAGUUGGAUGAGGUCAGGAAGGCUUGGAGUUUGUCAAAAGAAAAUCUUGAAAGUAGAACUAGCACUCAUCUGUUAUAA
Sphenostylis stenocarpa is the source of this 1431-nucleotide messenger RNA. NCBI's taxonomy places the organism in Eukaryota, Viridiplantae, Streptophyta, Magnoliopsida, Fabales, Fabaceae. The record is from the annotation of a GenBank genome assembly.